AAGUAGUGUUACAUCGUCGGUUUAACGCGGUACUCGCAGCAUGGCCGACGACGACGCACGUCGGCUCGCCAAGCGUCUCUACAACCGACGCAAGCAGCGCGAGUUCCGUGAGCGCCUCGAACGCAGGCUCUCGGAGCUGCGCGCGCUCGUGAGCACACUGGAAGCCGAGCUCGAUCGACGAAAGCCGCAAAAGAACGGCAGCGCGCUACUGCUGCCGUGGGCCGACGUGGCGUCGGCUCUAGCAUCGGCCGCCGCCGAAGCGUCGCGCUCGCACCACCACCUACGCGUCCACGCCGAGCGCCUCGAGACCGUCUACCGCACUCUCCACACGUGGGUGCACCAACCUGCUAUCAUCCACCCAGCAUGCUACGCCGUCCACGAAAGGCGCGUCUUUACCAGCACCCGCGUCGGCCUUGCCAUCGACCUGAACGUCCGACGCCUCAGCUGCGAGUGGCUUCUCGACCGGCUCUACCAUAACGCCGAAGCACUCCUGGAGGCGCACGGGCUACCGCGCGGCGCGCCACCGUCGCAUGCAACCAACGCCGAGUUCUUAUUUGAUGUCACGGACGCCGGCACGCACCAAUACGCGACCGCGCGGCAACAUGUUCUGCGCACGUCGCUGGAUCACGUCGCCAGCGCGUACACGCUCAUGGGCCGCGACGGCGACGGCGACAGCAGCGUUGCGCUCGCUGGUCGGCGCGUCCUCGACCCCGAGCUGAUCGCGAUGCUCGCCGACAAGAACAUUGUGUACUCCCAGUCCAUGUACACCCGCCACGGCGCACCAUGGCGCGACAACCGCCUCUGGCGCGUGUAUGCAUCGCCCGACAGCGUCGUCGUCGUGAGCCAAAACGUCCACGACGACCCGCUGAACCCGGUCACGCCGCUUCAGCGCUUCCGCUACGUCAUCAUCGCAGUCGACGCCAUCGAUGGCCAACGCGUCCGGAUCCGAGAGCUCAAGUACUGCUCGCAGUCGUUUGACGCGACAGCCUUUGUGCCACUGCCCAUCGAGGCGCUGCAGUUUGGCAUCGACGUGCGAUCGGUCGCCGCCGCCGACGCCCAGCAAAGCGCGCUGCUCGAGUGCGUGCAUCGCGACGUGACGUCGUUUGAAGCGUCGUGGGCCCGCGCGUUCGAGACCGCCCUUCGGCGGACGCAGCGCGAGAGAGCAACAAGAGACACCACACAAUAG
Saprolegnia parasitica CBS 223.65 is the source of this 1186-nucleotide messenger RNA. RefSeq lists its product as hypothetical. The transcript has 4 exons. The record is from RefSeq and is a predicted model, not a curated record. The coding region runs from base 41 to 1186 and encodes 381 amino acids. NCBI's taxonomy places the organism in Eukaryota, Oomycota, Saprolegniomycetes, Saprolegniales, Saprolegniaceae.